This is a messenger RNA of Lodderomyces pseudojiufengensis, 2568 nucleotides long. RefSeq lists its product as uncharacterized. The record is from RefSeq and is a predicted model, not a curated record. The transcript has a single exon. Bases 1 to 2568 code for a protein of 855 amino acids. Lineage: Eukaryota; Fungi; Ascomycota; Pichiomycetes; Serinales; Debaryomycetaceae.
AUGACAGAGUAUAGUAGUCAAUCGUCUACAUUGGAAAAGAUUUCCGACCUUUUUAUCAACAUCACCAAUACAAAAAGCGAUAGAGAAAGCUUUAUUCAAAAACUGGCUUUACCACUAUACUUACUCAUGGAUAAGCAAAAUUUAUCACCAAAUGCAUUAAUUUGUUCUAAAAAUGUUGGUAAAGUGAGACGAUUUGAUUAUGCAUCACUCUUUGAAACAAAUAUGAUCAAUCUACUUCAGGAAAUUGAUCCAAAUUUACAGGAUUAUUUGCAGUUGUUAGUUCAAGACAAAAAACAUCUAAGAUUGAUCAACAGUGGUAAAUCGAGUAUUGUGAUUAAUCAUAAUUACUACCCUGGUGAAGUUUCAAAAGUAAAUGAAAUAUCAUGUCUUUUCACUGAUGCUGAAUCAAGAUUAAGAAGUGCAGAUUGUAAUAUUAUAAUAAAUGACACAGAAAUUAAACUACUUAGCUUAUAUUGUGAGGUUGGGUUGACAAUACAAAAAUUCAUAAUGCUUAAAGAAUUGAGAUCUUUUUUAUCCAAAGUCCCCGAACAAAUGGUGAUUGCAGCUGAUUUUAAUUUGAAUGCUUAUUACUCGAAACCAGGAAUGAAAGAAUAUUUUGAUAUCAUUAUUGAAAUUAUGGAAGAGCAUGAUCUAGUAGCAAUAGAUAAUUUUUUCAAGAUUCCAGUUUAUACAAAUAUGGGGCAUUUUGCUUCAGCCCCAGAUAAGAUCCUAGUAUCUAAGAAUUUGGCACAAAAUAUAAGUUUAAUGGCUCUAUUUUUUGACGGAAAUUCAACCCAUGCUUUGGGACUUUUUGGUUUGACUGAUACUAAAAUGAUUAAUUUGAAAAAUUAUACACAAAAUCAAAAUUCCAUCAAAAUUUUAGUGAAACUCAAUGAAUGUGUAACAAAAUACAUACAAAAACAAUUUGAUGUUAAGCAACUACAAAGUAUCAGGUCAUUUAUCGAGGAAGAAAAACUACCUAGAGUUCAAAAUGCUUUAUCAACUACAUUGAAACAAGUGGAAAUUUUGAAGAAACAAAAAGAAAACAUUAAAGAUGAGUUGUCGAAAGAAGCCUAUUCCAAACAAAAUGGUGAUUAUGUUAGUCAAAUACAUUUGCUACCAGAGGCAGAAACUAUAGAUUUUAAAUUGCUAAACUAUUAUCAAGUAAAGGAGAGUCAGAAGAACCAUUUCAAGAAAUUAAAAUUGGAUGAGCAGACUAUAGAAGUCUCUACAGCCGAACUAACUGAUGAACAAUUUAAUGUUAUUACUAGUUUUAAUGAUGAGGAACCUGAUGAAAUAAGUGAUGCUUCCGAAGUGGAAGACGAUGUUGCAGGAUUAAUUGAAGAAAAUAAUAAGACUCUCCCUACCUUUGACGAUCUAUUCCAAAAUAAAAAUGAGGAAAAUGUCACUUUUGAAAGAAUUUUUGUACAUAAAAUUCCACUAGUAGCUGAAGCAUUUAUAUUGAAAAGAUAUAAUCUAGAAAAAAAUUCAUUUUUCAGACUCAGAUACGAUCCUAUUUUUAAAGACUUCCAAAGAUUCUUCCCAGAUGUAGUUGAACAAAGAAAUUGUACACUUGGGACAUUAAAGGAUAGAAUCAGAAGCUUAAAAAAGUCGGAGUAUACUAUAUUGGAUGCUGAAUCAAAUUAUCAUUAUACAGGCGCAUUCAUAGAUCAACGUGUUGUGAAAAAGGAAGGAGAAGUAGAUUUUGAUCGAGUAUUUCCAAUAUAUGCAAUGGUUGAAUUAGUGAUACAAUUUAACAGGCUUGGAGCUAGAAAUACAUUGCUAUCAAGAAUUCUUAAUGCCAAAUUUAAAACGCAGAGAUUUAACUUUCGUAAAGUUCAAUAUUUCAUCCAAAGACUUUAUGAGCUGGGAUUGAUCAAACUAAUAAACAACAAAUACAAAUUUACGGAAAAAUUUGUCAGAGAUACAAUUAUUAAUUUGGAUGAACCAGAUGAAAAUAAUUUGAAAAUAUCAGAUGUUCUUGAUUUAGACUCAAUUAAAUCAACAAAUAGUAUUUUGACAUUGACUGAAUUGAACAAGAAUUUAGUAUUAGAGUUUCAUGGUUUGCCAUUUUUCAAAUCAGGACUGGGAUCAUGGUUACUACCUAAAUCAAUUAUCAGAACGAGUAAAAGUUUAGACAUAUCAUCAUCGACUACCCUGAAUUUGAAUGCUAAUUUUGAUACCACAAGUAAUAUUUGGAGUAGAGAGGAAGAUAUAAAAUUCCUUCAAGCAUGUGGUGAAGUUUAUAAAAAUGAAGUCUUGGAUUUGAGUUUAGUUCAAGCAAAACAUUUCCCACAUUUGACAAUGGCACAGUUAAUUCGCAAAAUUUAUAGUUUUACGGUGGAUAAAACUCCAUUGAGUUUUCAAGAAAAAAGUUUAAUAGUGAAAACAAUUUCAAACUAUAUCAACUCAUCUCCCAUCGAACCAAAGACUAUACCACAAGUUAUACAUUCUGAAAUCAUUAAUAAUUUGGAGAAAAAGUUUCUGACCCAUAGGAAUCAGGAUCAAACUCGAUAUUUUUGGAAUUAUUUUGGGGUUAAAAUUUUCCAAUAUAAUAAGGCUAAAUAA